Molecule: messenger RNA, 2366 nt
Organism: Labrus bergylta (ballan wrasse)
Lineage: Eukaryota; Metazoa; Chordata; Actinopteri; Labriformes; Labridae
Gene: znf576.2
Product: zinc finger protein 576, tandem duplicate 2
Biological process (GO): regulation of transcription by RNA polymerase II
Cellular component (GO): nucleus
Molecular function (GO): DNA-binding transcription factor activity, RNA polymerase II-specific
Source: RefSeq, a predicted model, not a curated record
UUUGUAGCAGCCGCUAUCACGACCGUACACCAGGAAGUGUCCGAUCUAUCCGUUGUGUUUCUGUGGGGUCAACUCUCUCAGUAACUACGUUCAAAGAGCGGGCAGAGGAAAGUUGUUGUGAAGGCUUGCGUAGAGUGCCAGGAUGGACUCUGGAAUUUUGAACAUAGAGGAGAUCGUGAUGGGACGGGGACUGCCAGAUCCACCCCCAGAGGUCCCCCCAGAAAAGCCUGUUGAACCAUACAAGCCCAAGCCCAAGCCCAUCACUCUGAAUGGACCUCCUGCAUCAACUGUUCAAUCCUACCAGCAUGAGAAUCUGCAGUGUUUCCAGUGCUUCAUCACUUUCUGCAGUGCCAAAGCCAAGGAAAGACAUAUGAAGAAAAGUCACAGAGAAGAGUACAAGCAACAGCUUCAGCAGGGAAACACCUUGUUCACCUGCUACGUGUGUGAUCGAACAUUUCCGUCCUCUGAGGAGCUGACACAGCACCAGCCAACACAUAGCAAGGACGACAAGCCCUUCAAAUGUGUUCACUGCAAGGAGAGCUUUAAAACCUUUUCUGAGCUGACUGCCCAUAGAAGACAGGUGUGUCCAGAGAAACAGUUGGUAUGUAAAGAUUGUAAUGAAAUCUUCAGAAGUGCUGGACUGCUGCGUACUCAUCGCCUUACCCAGCAUCCGCGCCCAGACGUCGAACCUGCAGAACAGCCAGAGGACCAUACAAAAACCCACCGCUGUGCUAAGUGUGGCCAGGGCUUUGAAACAGAGCCGGAGUUGGUGGCACACCAGGAAAAGUAUCCUGAAGGUCAGCAAUGUAACGGAAGUGCUCCAUCUGUCAAGAAACGUGGGCGGCCCUCCAAAACUGAAGACCCUGCGGGCACUGAGAAGAAGGGAAAGCGGAAAAAAAAGGAUGAAGCAGAUGUGCCUGAGGAGGAGGUGAAGGCCAGCAGCACAUCUGAGUCAGCAGCUCCGUUGGCUGAGGAAAAAGGAAAAGCAGGUGCAGCAAAGCGUGGCCGUCCAGCUAAAGCUGCAGCAAAAUCAGAAACAGAAGAUAAGAAGAGUCCUGAGGAUGAAAGUGAGGCUUCUGCAAAAGAGAAGAAACCUAAAGAAGUUCCUGCUCCAGCCCGUCAGCACCCCUGUCCUGAAUGUGACCUCACCCUCCCCAGCUUGAUCCAGCUCCGAGCCCAUAAGAAGGAGAAACACACCCCGCGGAAAGCCCAUCCCUGUGAAGAAUGUGAGGAGAGCUUUGCCCGUCCUGAGCAGCUGGAUGCCCACAUGUCAAGAGCUCACGUUGUGGGUCGCUUUGCCUGUGCAACCUGCGGGAAGAGCUUUGGCCGUGAGCGCACCUUAAAGAAUCAUGAGAAAAGCCACCCAGAGGAGAAGCCUGAAAACCCAAGUGCCAAGAGAUAAUUGAGACUUGGGGACCUUGCAGAAAGUGCAGUUGUUUUUGAAGAUUUUAGUCAUGACUUGUCCCUUUUCUUUUAACAUUAGAGAUCGGGUGCUACAGAUGAUAGAUGAUGCUUUUCAGAUGAGAUGGUUUCAAGAGUGACAUUUUAGCAAGUUUUGUAUUUAAAGUUGAGUUUUGAUCUCGAGCUGUUGAAAUUAUGGACGGAGAUAAAAAAUCCUAAAUUGACUAACCAAAUGUUGCUGAAUCCAUCUAUUUCACCCUUUGUCACAACGCGUAGUUUAUUUGUAAAAACAAAAAAAAAUGUUUUAAUUAACCUUUUUAAAAUAAUUUCUUUAAGUUUUUUUUUACAGUUUGGAAUGCGUGUGGUGUGAAUUUAUUACUCGGUGUUUUGAGUUUUAAAACUUAUCUUGUGGAAAAAAUGUUUUUUUUUUUCUAUUUUUCAUUACAGAUUGGUAAUUAAACAUUUUGAAGCCAAUUAUUAAAAAUAGAGAUACUAUGUUUAGAAAGUUUGUCAAAAGAGAAUUGUACUGUACAGCUUCUGGGCCACAUUUUUGCAUUUUUUUUUUACAUUUAAUACUUUGAUGUUUAUUUCUAAAUUAAGUCAGAUUGGGGAAUAAUUUUAAAAUAAUAUGAUUUACCUCUGCUUAAAAUUAAUUUUUAAACAAUUGUUUCAGAUGAACAUGUGGAGUGUUUUGCCCAUGGGCAGAAAUCAUCCAUUAUAAAACUGAUUUGUCUUACAAUCAAAUGUCCUGUUAUUUUUUUAUUCAUUAGAACUAUUUUGUGUCUUAGACAUUUCUUCAAUGGAACUCAUGGCCCUUUAAUGCCUAAAAGUCCCAUAGGGAACUGUGUAUAUCAUGUGUUAUUCACUGAUCUGAUUGUUUCUCUUCCCACUGCAAUGUGUCUGGACACUGCAAAACAUGUAAUAAACCAUGCUAUUCUAAGGGAGGCUGCUGAAGAUAUAAGCUG